CUUUCCGUUUAUUUCUAUUUCGUCUAUUGUCAGCACUGCGCUGUCAGCUGAGUGAAUUUAUGUUUUGUUUGGUUUUGUUGGUAGUAAACUAUGCGAACCGGUGAAGGAUUGUUUGGAUACUGCGAUCAGUUGAUCACUGUGUUGUGUAACGUUAUUGUUGACCAUCAAGAAGAACCAUGUAAAUUGCGCACAGUGUAGAUUGUGAACUAGUUAUUAAGUCUUGUCUGGUGCCAAACAUUUGCAAGUGUGUACGAAAUAUUGACAUUAACGGAAAAGCACUGUUGAAAUGGAGGAAACGCUAUGGUACAUGCAGAGAGAUAUCCUGGAAAUCAUAUUUAGUAAUUUGAACGGAGUCUCUCUCAGUAGAGCACAACAAGUGUGUGCAGUAUGGAAUGAAGUUCUGCGUGAUAUGUACGAAAGGACCAGUGUCUGGCAGAAAUGCUGUGAAAAAGAAAUACCAAAUGAGGUUCUUGAAGAAAUCACAAGUAAUUUAUACCCAGGAUGGUCCCACUGUGGUACAGAGACUAACUGGCAUUGUGUUUAUAAAGCAUGGCGCAGGUGGAUGAGGAAGAGAAAGACACCUUGCACUGUAAGAUCUGUUUUCUCAUCCGAGGAGAGACUUGAGUGGGUCACGAGUGUGAAGGCCUCAGGUUCUUGUAUUGUAACUGGGCAUAAGGAUGGCAGCAUCAAAUUUUGGAGUCGAUUCAGUGGCUUUUUGGGAGGAGUAUUCCAUCAUGCACGUGCUGUUACAGAUUUGGGACUUAUGAUAUAUAAUCCAAAAGGUAACUUGUUCAUCCAGAAUACAAAAUGGGAUGUGAGACACAACCUGUUAAUUUCUACCUCUAAGGAUCGUAGUAUCAAAAUUAUUAACUUAGAGACUGGAUUUACAAGCUGGUCACUGACAUGUCAUCUGAUGCAGACCUGUAUGGUGAGAUCUUACAAGGAAAUGUUUGCAGUACUGUCAUUGGAUGAUAUUGUUUCAUUGUGGAAAAUUUGCUCUCUAGAAUUUGACAAGGAGCCACCAUUGUUGAUAGCAACAGUUGCAUUCCAACAGCUGCCAGUGUGUGCCAUCAGUAUCUGGAGGUAUAAGUUUUCAGGACUCAGUGUCGAUGCAAGACGUUUCUGGAGGGACAAAAUAUGUCCAGGCGAUUUGGCAGUACUAGAUGAAGAUUUUGUGCACUUUGAAGGUGUAACUGAGUGCCAGAUGCUCGAAGCACAUGCAUGGAGAGACAAUAUAUACACAUGGAUAACAAGUGGACACACAAUAUAUGUUGCUGUAGACAACAAGGCUGUCCAGUAUAAUACAAUGCAAGAUCUGCGUUCUUAUCCUGUGACAAUAUUACUGUAUGGAAACAUACUUUUCCUUGGAAUGGAAUCAGGGGAUGUAAUUCUUUAUUUCUUUAAGGAUCCAGAAGAUCUGUUGAAUUUGGAUUUAAAAAACCACCACAGACGCUUUUCAUUCCAGCAUAGUCCUGUUUCAGCUCUUGACAUAGUUGAGUACGACACCUGCACUGCAAUAGUAGUAGGAACUUUGAAAAAUGUUUAUUGUGUUAAUCUUGUGUAUUAAGUAUGCACAGCACCUGUAAGCUCAAAGGGACUAUCAGUUCUGUAAUUAUUUUCUCUAUCUGUGAGAAGAUUCAGUGUUCCCUUAAAUUUAUUAGUCAAGAUUGUUUAUUCCAGAAGAAUGUUUUUGUUCUUAAUGUUUUUUUACUGAAUGUGUGUGUGUGUGUGUGUGUGUGUGUGUGUGUGUGUGUGUGCGUGUGUGUGAGAGAGAGAGAGAGAGAGAGAGAGAGAGAGAGAGAGAGAGAGAGAGAAUUUGUGUGUGUUUUAAGGAAAAGUUGUCCUGUUUUUUUUUUUGUUUUUUUUUUAUUAUAAUAUAUAGUAUGGUGCUAAGAAAAUAUGUAAAUACAGAGACCAGCCUAACAGCACAAUAAAAGUAAAAUAAUAUU
Messenger RNA from Schistocerca cancellata (South American locust), 1949 nucleotides. RefSeq lists its product as uncharacterized. The record is from RefSeq and is a predicted model, not a curated record. Lineage: Eukaryota; Metazoa; Arthropoda; Insecta; Orthoptera; Acrididae. Gene Ontology annotation, molecular function: protein binding. Bases 287 to 1567 code for a protein of 426 amino acids. The transcript has 7 exons.